AUGGCCAUCGUCCCUCUACUUUUCCUGGCUGCCCUAGCAUUAGUCCAUCACCCCCUCUUGGUCAAUGACAUCACAGAUUUGGCCACCCUGAAUCGUCUCCAGGAGCAUGAGACGCGGCUGACUACGGAAAUGGGGCGUCUCCAGGUGGAAAUGGACCAAAAGAACUGGAACUGGGAUCUCAAACAGAACCGGGAACAAUGGAUCACAGAGGACGUAGAAGCAGGGGGUGGAACCUGGGAUGGGUGGCCUUAUGUAGGGCUAGUUAUCAUCCUCCUGUUUGGAUGCUGCAGACGCACCGCUGAGAAGGAACCCAACGACGAUUCUAGCACGGACAGCUCCAGCACCACCACCAACGGAGAAGAUUUUGAAGACACUGACCAGGAACCCGAAGAUUAUCAAUCCAAGCAAAAAUUGCUGGAGGCUUUUUACGAGCAGCAAAUCGAGACAGGAACCGGUGACAUGCCCAGCUUGUGUGAUUUUGUGGAGAUGUUAGUGAAUGAUUUGAUCGAAGAGAGUCGGAAUCAAAAUCUACUUCUGCUGGAGAACUGCAUCGGGGUGGGCAGCGCCUUUGAAGGGUGGUCCACGGAGGCUUCAAAAACGUUCUGUAUCCUUGUGCCUAUAUUGCCACCCAAGGGCCAUUCCUUUCACAUUGAAACAAGCGACUCCGAGGGUGCUCCGGGUAAGCAUGGACACAUCUUGGUGGAGGCAGAGUGCCUGUGUAAGAGAGAGAGGCUGCUGGGGGACGUGGUAUGCUCCCUUCAUCACCCGGAACGAGAGCUGAGCCAGGAAGAGCAAAGCAAGUCCCUGAUGCAUGUUCUUUGCACCAGCUCCCAUUUGGAUGGGGAGAAAACCAUCCAGUGGUUCCAAGCUCUGGUAAACAAGGUCUGGGACGCUCUUGCUCAGAAGUACAAUUUAAGUCUCACAAUCCAGAAUUCCAACAAAACCUGCCGGCUGAAAUUAGAACUUCAAUCCAGGAAGGAGAUCUUUAUUGAUAUCUUACUCGGAGUGCAGCAAGGAGACUCUCUGAUCUUCCUGACCACCCAAGAUGGCCAAAAAGGCAGUCCGAAUGGUAUGGUUUGGCACAGAAGCUUUGCUGUUCAGGAGCUGCUCUUUUUCAAGUGGGUGAGCCAGCGAGCUCCCAAGGACAGCUGCCACUUGAAAUGUCUUCAGAUCCUCAUCUUCUUCAGAGAGUCUAGCACCCCAGAUAAGAAGAACCCGGUGCUCACAAACUAUCACUACAAGACUUGUUUGAUGCAUCUCUUGCUUUUCCGGCCUCUGUCCUACUGGGAACCAGAGCAAAUCGCACAAAGACUUCAGGACCUCCUCUUGCAUAUGAAUACUGCCUUGGAACAAAAAUAUCUGGAACACUUCCUCAUAGGGAACAUCUCUUUGCCCAUUCAGAUUCCUUUGCCCAAGAGCCUCAGAAGUGCCGUCCCCUUCAACCUUUUUGAGUACUUGGCCCAAGACCCACGCCUUCACGCCAAGGCAAUAAAUGAGUUUGUGCAGGUUGUAGAGCAGGUGAGGACACUCUGGCUAGCACCUGAAGAAUAG
Molecule: messenger RNA, 1551 nt
Organism: Protobothrops mucrosquamatus (brown spotted pit viper)
Lineage: Eukaryota; Metazoa; Chordata; Lepidosauria; Squamata; Viperidae
Gene: ITPRIPL1
Product: ITPRIP like 1
Exons: 1
Coding region: 1-1551 (516 amino acids)
Cellular component (GO): membrane
Source: RefSeq, a predicted model, not a curated record